Fopius arisanus is the source of this 2021-nucleotide messenger RNA. It is a transcript of the gene Nmd3, whose product is annotated as 60S ribosomal export protein NMD3. Gene Ontology annotation, molecular function: ribosomal large subunit binding. Gene Ontology annotation, cellular component: nucleus; cytoplasm. Gene Ontology annotation, biological process: ribosomal large subunit export from nucleus. Lineage: Eukaryota; Metazoa; Arthropoda; Insecta; Hymenoptera; Braconidae. The coding region runs from base 437 to 1957 and encodes 506 amino acids. The record is from RefSeq and is a predicted model, not a curated record. The transcript has 11 exons.
UUUAUCUGUUAUCGUCAACGGGAAAGGGCUCUUGUGGUCACCAGGCGUGAGAUUAAACUAAUGGCUCAAGGACUCGCUCCAAGUCUCCAGAAUUACUCUUUUUCAUUACUGCACUAUUGGGACUUCCACUUGAAUUUUUUAACAAAGAGAAAGAGACUUGAAAUUCGCCGAAGGAUUCAUCAUUGACGAAUCGGUGCUUCGGUAGAUGUUCGAGAUGUCUUGCUUCUCCUCCCUUCUAAAGUGGAAAUGAUUUAAACGAAAUCAUAUCAGCGCUUGGUGUUGCCCAGUGUUCGCGACGGAGACACGGCUGGUAUGAAUCUCACCAAGAUCAUGCAUGAUCUGAUCUCCGACUUCACCUAAUUGCCACCGACAUUACUUCCAUCGAGAUCUCCUUUAAUUUCGAUGUUGGUUGGUCAACAUCAACUCGCUAAGGGUCAUGGAGUACAUGGAAAAUAUUGAACCAUCUGGAGCAUCAACAGCUCGCGUAUUGUGCUGUCGUUGUGGUACAGUGAUAGAACCGAAUCCUUCGAACAUGUGUGUCGCGUGUUUGAGGACCGAAGUCGACAUCACUGAAGGAAUUCCUAAACAAGCAACUGUACAUUUCUGCAGAGGAUGUGAGAGAUAUCUUCAGCCACCGAAUGAGUGGAUAUCAGCUGCCUUGGAGUCCAGAGAGUUAUUAUCCUUAUGUCUAAAGAAGUUGAAGGGAUUGCAAAGAGUUAAACUCAUUGAUGCUGGCUUUGUCUGGACUGAACCACAUUCCAAGAGAAUCAGGGUAAAACUGACCGUUCAUGCUGAAGUGAUUGGAGGAGCAGUUCUCCAGCAAGUCUUCAUUGUGGAGUUCAUCAUAACUCACCAGAUGUGCGAUGAUUGCCACAGGACGGAAGCCAAAGACUACUGGCGUGCAUCAGUCCAGGUUCGUCAGAAGGCGAUCAACAAAAAGACCUUUUACUACUUAGAGCAGUUGAUACUGAAGCACAAGGCUCACGAGCAAACCCUGGGAAUCAAGCCUAUCCAUGAGGGCUUGGAUUUUUUCUAUUCCAACGAAGCCUCAGCAAGAAAAAUGGUUGACUUCUUGGUCUCUGUGCUGCCAUGUCGUUAUCAGCACUCGAAAAAACUGAUUUCUCAUGAUAUUCACAGUAAUCUUUAUAAUUACAAAUUCACGUACAGUGUCGAAAUCGUGCCAAUUUCUAAAGACAGCGUUGUUUGUCUUCCCAAGAAAUUGACACAUCAAUUAGGAGGAAUAAGCCCAAUUACUCUCGUAUACAAAACUACGAGUGCAUUACACUUGAUUGAUGUGGCUUCAGGUCAAAUCGCUGAGAUAAGUGCAACAGUUUACUGGAGACAUCCCUUCAACAGCAUCUGUAAUCCCAAACAACUUACUGAAUACAUUGUGAUGGAUAUAGAGCCCAUCAAAGAAAAUGAAAAGAAAGUAUUUCCAGGUCAAGGCGCCAUAUCACACAAGCACGUCAUAGCUGAUGUUUGGUUAGUAAAAGCUUCAGAACUUGGGGUAAAUGACAAUCCAGUUCACGCUCGUACACAUUUGGGGCACGUUUUAAAACCAGGAGACUCGGCAAUGGGAUAUGCAGUUGGAGAUAGCAAUAUCAAUGACCCGAAUUUCGAUAAAAUCUCGCAGGAUAAUAUUCCUGAUAUCAUCCUAGUGAAGAAGUACUAUGGAACUGAGAGAACUGCUCGACGAAGGGCGAGGAUGUGGAAAUUGAAACAUUUGCAUGAUGAGGUGGUCUCUAUGAGUACUGAUAACAACGACUACAAUGAAUUUUUAGAAGAUCUUGAAGAAGACCCAGAGAUGCGUCAGAAUAUCAACAUCUUCAGAGACUCUAGUAAACAAAUACCAGUCGAUUCCAACGAUUUAGAUCCGAAUUUACCGCAGGUUACACUUGAAGAAAUGUUGGAGGAUUUAGUGAUUGAAGACAGCGAAAUGGCGGAAGUUUAUGAAUAAAAUAAAUCAUGUCAACUAAAACGGUUUUACUGAAAAUAUAUUCACUGUAAUAUUUUCGCUGUAA